Molecule: messenger RNA, 2475 nt
Organism: Guillardia theta CCMP2712
Lineage: Eukaryota; Cryptophyceae; Pyrenomonadales; Geminigeraceae
Exons: 4
Source: RefSeq, a predicted model, not a curated record
AGAUGAAAAAGCAAUCUUCACCAAACGCCUCGGCGAGUCACGACGAGCCAUACAACAACUACAUGAAAGCAUAUCGAGUGGCAAGGGCAAGGAUGAAGACACCCAGUAAGGACGGAUUAAGCAUUGAGGCGUCGUUUGGAAGCCCGCUGAAGAGAACCAUCACGGAAUCGAGCAGUAAAAUCAAAGCUGACGCAUCUGGCAGCAAGAAAAUGCCUCGAGCAAUCUCAGACUCUGACAGCUCAGACGUUGAUUCAAUCGACUUUGAGAUCAGAUCUGUCGGAGAUGUUACGAUCAAGGAGAUGCACCCUCGACGAUUGUCUGGUCGGAGAAACAUCCAGUUGUCAGCUAGUCGAUUCGGAACAACACCCGACGACAUGGUCGGCCAAGAUGAGAAGUCAGUCACUGAAUCUGAAUAUGUGGAAGUGAACAGGGUCAACCAGGAGUUGUCGAGCACGUUGAACUCUCUGCAGAAACUUUCGAAAGAACAAGACAAUGGGGGUGCAAAGCCCAUGGAGGUCAGCGAGACAGCAGCUCGCAAACCAGCAGCUGGCGCAAGCAACCCAGACGACUCGCAGGAGCAUGAAGUCGUGAUUGAGGCCGACGUGGGACUGAAAGGUCGAGGAUUGUUCAGUCCGAUAGAUGCCAAGGGAGAAAAGAAUCCUUUCAGCCCUGGGUACGAGAACCAUGCAACCGAGAAUGGGACUCGAUCGUCGCGCUCUCGUACGAACCUGAGCUUCCAGGAAGCAAAGGAUGGUAUCAGAAACGAAUUGCAGUCGAUGCACCAGCAAUUGUCCGUGGCUGACUAUGAAAGGAGCUCCAACGACGAAAGCUCGAGAGUGGAACAGCAUCUGUCAAAGGUCAAGUCACAACUGAAUUCAUCCGUCGAAGACCAGGAGCAGUGGCAGCAUUCUGAUCAGGUCCUCUCGCCUACCUCCUCACACAGCCCUGCCUGGUCCUCGAAGAAGGAGAAGCUCAAGGCCGAGCUCCAGAAGUAUACAGCCCAGCUCCGGAUGGCCAAGAAUGCCAGGAAGAACAGAGAGAGCGAGGAUCUAGCGCGCAUUCAGCACGAGCGGACGACAGAUGAAGUCUCUUCCGCGCAGAUCAACAUGGAGCUUGUCAAGGACGAAGACCCGUACUCGUUCGUCGGCUCUGACAAAGAGAACCGGGAGGAGGGGAUGACAGACUUGGAGCUGAGCAGCAGAGAUCACAUUGCAAAGCAGCAGGAGUACAUCAAGGAUGAGAUCAACCAGCAGCUCGAGAGCCUGGAGAGGCUCGAGGGAGAGACGAAGAAGAGCGUCAGCAAACACGAUCAGUCGAGCUCUUUUGCUGGCGUGUUUGGCAUGAACGAUCCGGCUCCCUUGGCUGAAUCCACCAACAAGAUCUCAGUCAAGUCUUCUUCCUUCGGCAACGCUGAAGACAAGACCAUGGAGAUAGCGGGGGAUGCGCCACCAGAGCACGCGCAGCCUGUCUGCUGUGGGUUUCUAGCGGCGUACUCGAGGCUGCCGGUCUCAGGCAUCUCCUUCGACUGGAGGGACACCAAGAGUGGAGCGAGGAACCGGCUCCUCGUGUCCUUCAGCUACGUCUUUGUCUAUGUCGCCAUCAUCGUCCUGUUCGCCUUGCUCUCCUUCAUCUUCGGGCUUUUCACUCCCUGGGGUUUUCCCACCUGGGCCAUCACGCUGCCGUCGCUCUUCUUUGGCUUCUUCUACGUCAAGGCUCAGCCCCGGCAGGUCAGAGGUGAGUUCACGUUGCCCGGGCCCGUGCAGGCCUUCUGGGUCUUUUGCAGCUGGAACACGGCCAUGACCUUUCUCGCUGCUAUCCUCUCGGCCAAUGCAGCUCGGUCAAUCCAGCCGCUGCUGUCAACGAGUUACUGUGACGGCAAUGCGGUGGUGUACAACUCCACGAGCAGCAGCAUUGAAACAACGUAUCAUUCGCCCUCCGACGUGCUCAACCUGGCCGUGUGUGAAUCAUGGAACAUGUGCAAAGGAGACGGGAUCAAGAUGGCAUCUUGCGGAGGCAUGUAUGGCAUGAACGUGUUCAACACCCUCUUCUUCCUCUUCUCCUCCUUCGCAUUUCUGUUCUGCUUGAUCUACUUGUACUACAUCGUCAACGUCCGACACCGCGAGUACCUCGAGGCUCUCCAUGGCAAGUUGACAACCUAUGAUGACCUCACCCUGGGCGCUUGCUGGGACAAGUUCCGCCAGUCAGACUUCUUCCUCUUCAUCACCGGCGACACGUCAGCGUUCGAGAAGGAGUCAGUGGAGAGCGAACAGGAGGAGCGUGAUCAUGGCCAUGGCCAUCAACAGCUGGAGAUCGUGACGCACGAGCACAUCAGCAUUGGCGACUCGAGAAACUCGGCGAGAAGCUCUCGGGUCAUCGACCCGAAGCUCCAGAGCCCAUCUGAGAACAUGUGUUGAGACAUGUGCAGCAACAAAAUGUGUUAAGCCUUUGAAAGUUCAUUUGUAAACUUAAGAGAAG